AUGGUUGUCCGGGGCUCUGUUUGGCUGUGGGUGUGUGUGAGUGUGUGUGUGAGUGUGAUGUGUGUGUGUGUACUGUGUCAGAGGGAGAGUUUGGUAGCUGCUCCCCCCCAAAGCAGAUGUGAGGAGGGGUGCAGCGAGAUGACACCCCCAAAAACACAACACACACACUCGCACACACGGGACAUACGGCCAAGGAAAACACAGGAGACCAGACAGAGAGAGACACAGGUAUCUGAUGUGUCUGAUCGUCUGCUCCAGCUGCAGUACUGUAUGCAGCUGCGUGACCCAGGGGUCAAAGGUCAGGGCCAGGGUGCAGACUCCCUGGUGGGCAUUUUGGCUCUGAUGGCCGCUGUUCUGACAGAGUGUGACUUACACUGCCACAGCCAGAGACUCAGAGACAUGGCUGCUAGACUGGAAGGGGCGGCAGUGGAAAAGGGAGGAGAGAAAGACUUGUUCCUGUUGCUGAAGAGCAUCACGCUGUCAGACCCUCCAAAACAAACACUUAACACUCCGACAGUGGCUCCAUCUGGUCUCCUUUACCCCCAUGACUGUAGUGAAAUUUAUCGAUUGGGAAUCAAAGAAAAUGGAAUUUAUACAAUCCAGCCAGACCCACAGCAACCAGCACGGGAGGCUGUGUGUGAUAUGGAGUCAGCUGGUGGGGGAUGGACGGUGUUCCAGAGGCGCUUUGAUGGACAGGUGGACUUUAACCGGACAUGGCAGGAAUACCGGGAUGGAUUCGGAACGCCGCAGGUGGAACACUGGCUUGGGAAUGCCGUUCUGCAUGCACUGACUGCAACCGGACAACAUUCACUCCGCAUCACACUGCAAGACUGGCACCAUCAGACCCGUCACGCAAACUAUGAGUACUUCAGAGUAUCAUCAGAGAACCAGAGGUUCCGGCUGACGGCUCGUGAUUACCAUGGCGACGCUGGGAAUGCUCUUAGUUACAGUAAACGUUAUCACCACGAUGGCAGGGCUUUCAGCACGUACGACCAAGACCAUGACCGUUACGUUAACGGGAACUGUGCGCACUACUACGGCGCUGGCUGGUGGUAUGACGCCUGUUUGGCCGCCAAUCUGAACGGAAGAUUUUACCGCGGGCGCUACGCCGGCAUCACGGACGGAAUCUACUGGGGCACCUGGUACAUACUCACGGAUAGCCGCACGGGAGAGAGGUAUUCAUUCAAGAGUGUGGAGAUGAAGACUCGGCCGAGAUUGACCUAA
This is a messenger RNA of Chanos chanos (milkfish), 1224 nucleotides long. Its product is annotated as fibroleukin. Gene Ontology annotation, biological process: blood coagulation. The transcript has 6 exons. Bases 1 to 1224 code for a protein of 407 amino acids. NCBI's taxonomy places the organism in Eukaryota, Metazoa, Chordata, Actinopteri, Gonorynchiformes, Chanidae. The record is from RefSeq and is a predicted model, not a curated record.